AGUCGCGCCCAGGAGAGCAAAGGGCCGUUGCUUGGCCUACGAACGGGGCUCUGUCGAGCGCCUUGCGACCUGCUUCAAUGUUGUCACUUGGCUUUCUGACAUCAUCCUCAGGCGUUGAAGCUCCAGAGGCAUGACGGAUUCGGAAGCCUCUGUUCUGUCUUCGGCCCCAGCGUCGGCUGCUCGCGUAUACACUGCAUCAGAUGGCCCAGACCAACUGGAGCUCGCCAACCUCAGCUUCCUCAGGCUCGAUGACGAUGACGUCGACUGGAUUGUCGAUGUGUGCCAUCUCGACGACCGAGCUGCAUGGGUCCGUCGCUUCGACCUCGGUGGUAACCGCUUGACGGCAACUGGCAUCGAGUUACUCGUCCAGAUCCUGCCAAGGUCCCCGUUGGAAUAUCUGUCCCUUGACAGCAAUCCUCUCGGCGAUGAUGGGCUGGAACUGCUGGCAUCAACCCUCCCAUGCUGCCCUACACUGCAGGAACUCAGCCUCAACAACACCGGACUUUCAGACAUCUGUGCGCUCAGUAUCAGCCACGCUGUGCGUCAGAGUUGCAUCCGGCGCCUGCAUCUGGCCAACAACGAGCUUGGCAACAAAGGCUGUGUCAUAGUAUCUCGGGAGCUGGUCGGCCAUCCGCUCUGUCCGUUGCUGCUUCUGUCACUCAACGGCAACUACAUCAAGACGGACGGGUUGCUGGCUCUGGGAAACGCCUUGCGCAUCAACAAUGCCUGUGCGAGCGGCCCUGGGCUGGGAAGGGAUCCACCGCAACCAAUACGCCAAACGAGCCAUCCAAGUCGUCUCUGCGGAACCUGGCUUCGAGAGAUUUGGCUUGGAGACAACAGCCUCAGCGACAUCUCGAUCGAGGAAUUCUGCCGAGCUUGUUGCCAGCCAGCAACAGACCGAUCGGCGGCCCCGCAAUCCCUCACCCCGCAAUCCUUCGUCCCGCAAUCCCUCGCCCCAGCGACAACAUCGUCGGCAGCCUGGUCCGCCUUGGUGACUGCCGCACUGCUGCAGCCCCCUGGUCGACUGAUAGCAGGAACGCCCAGUCAACGACCCAUCGCCUCCCUCAAGCUGUUCUACAGUCACACAAUCACCGAUGGCGCCGUUGCCCACCUCUGCCAGUUCAUGUAUAUCUAUGGGCUCGCAGAGCUCGAUCUGACGGGCAAUCUUGUCGGCGACGACGGUGUCGAGCUGCUCUGCGAAUACCUGGAGUCCAACUCCUUUGUCCGCCUCGCUCGACUUCACCUCGGCAGCAACUACAUUACCUCGGUUGGAGGCGUGCGGUUGGCCCAACUGCUGCGAAAUAACAGUGUUCCGGCGCUGUGUGAUCUGGACUUGUCCGGCAAUCAUCUUGGCGAGGAAGCCCUGGUCGCCCUGGCCCACAGUCUCGAAGAUCCUCGUCUCGUCGACAAUCUCGAGGCUGGAGCGCCGCCCCAGAAACCCGCAUCCGGCGACUUUCACCGAGGAGCCCGAGGCAACUCAACCCUGGAUGCACAAUGCCCACUCCGCGGAGCCCCCCGGAUCCAGGCUGCUCCCGGCCCCUCUCGCCUCGAGCGCUUGAAUCUGGCCGAUAACGCCGAUCCCACCGAGCUGGUGCUGUCUGCCUUUGCGAGAUGUCUGAGAAGUAACCGGAAUCUGCUCCAGAUCCACUUCGAGGCCUUGGCUCUAUUUUCGGUCCCAAGCAGCUCUAUCGACCGCCUCUUUACCGAAAUCCGCGACCGCAUCGAGCAGAAUGUUGGCAUCAAGACCCUGGUACAACAGUCGUCGGUGCGGGUCCUGCGGCAAGCCAGAGCCCUGAUGCUGCGAUGCCGCUGGAUUCUUCCUUUUGAGUUGCUUGAGCGGAUAUGCUGGACAGCCCACAGGUCGUCGCUCCUGGCCAACGAACAGCUCAGACGAAUCACAAACUUUGCCACGAGUGCCUCCAGCCUGGACCCAGAAAUCGAUCGCACAGCGUUCUUGUCACAGGUCGACUGCCUGCGCUUUCACGGAUGACAUGCACAACAUGGAUGGAAUCGAUAUCGAAAUCGAGAUGAAUAUAGGCGCAUGUGGUAGCUUAUGCAAGCCGAUGUUUGGUGACCAACGACCAGUAUAAGCGACCAAGGAUGAGCGACGUUCACACCACU
Polychytrium aggregatum is the source of this 2121-nucleotide messenger RNA. RefSeq lists its product as uncharacterized. The record is from RefSeq and is a predicted model, not a curated record. NCBI's taxonomy places the organism in Eukaryota, Fungi, Chytridiomycota, Chytridiomycetes, Polychytriales. The transcript is spliced from 3 exons. The coding region runs from base 131 to 1990 and encodes 619 amino acids. Gene Ontology annotation, biological process: activation of GTPase activity; nucleocytoplasmic transport. Gene Ontology annotation, molecular function: small GTPase binding; GTPase activator activity. Gene Ontology annotation, cellular component: perinuclear region of cytoplasm; cytosol; nucleus.